AUGUCUGGCAGAUUUACACGUCUCAUUCGCUUCCUGGCCAAAGACGGCCGCACAUACUACGGCGAUGCCAUCCUGCCUCAGGGCGUGAGCGACGUUGCCAAGGCCCAGCGUGCGCGCAUCAUCGAAGGAGACAUCUUUGGCAAGUAUCACGUUACAGAUGAAGAAGUUGGCGUGCGUCUGCUACUGUCUCCAUUGGCUCAGUCACAAGUGAAGACGGUAAGAUGCCUGGGACUCAACUACGCCAAGCACGCCAAAGAGUCCAACAUGCCAGAGCCUAAAUACCCCGUCUUGUUCUACAAACCAACCACAUCUCUAUCUGGCCCGGUUGACCCGAUUCCUGUUCACCCAAUGGCGCAAGAGGGAACCGGCCUGGAUUAUGAAUGCGAACUCGUCGUGGUGAUUGGAAAGAGGUGUUCGGAUGUGUCUGAGGCCGAUGCGCUCAAUUACGUUCUUGGGUAUUCCGUUGGCAACGACGUGUCCCACCGAGACUGGCAGAUCAAGCAUGGAGGAAGCCAAUGGUCUCUCGGCAAGGCCUUUGACGGCUGGGCACCCUUUGGUCCGGCCAUUGUGACGGGCGAUGUUAUCAAGGAUCCGCAAGCUCUGAAGAUCUGGACUAAACUCAACGGCAAAACCGUUCAGAAUGGAAACACGUCUGAUCAGAUUUUCAGCGUCCGGCAAAUGAUUUCCUUUCUGAGCCGCGGUGUAACUCUCAUGCCCGGCGAUGUCAUCUUCACUGGCACUCCCGAAGGCGUAGGCAUGGGUCGGAAGCCGCAGCUAUGGCUCAAGGAUGGAGAUGUCGUGGAAGUUGGACUCGAAAGUGUCGGCACGUGUACCAACAAGGUGGAAUUUGAAGGUCCCAAAGCCAAAAUCUAG
Trichoderma gamsii is the source of this 873-nucleotide messenger RNA. RefSeq names its product fumarylacetoacetate hydrolase. The record is from RefSeq and is a predicted model, not a curated record. The coding region runs from base 1 to 873 and encodes 290 amino acids. Lineage: Eukaryota; Fungi; Ascomycota; Sordariomycetes; Hypocreales; Hypocreaceae. Gene Ontology annotation, molecular function: catalytic activity. The transcript is spliced from 4 exons.